This is a messenger RNA of Cyprinus carpio (common carp), 3967 nucleotides long. It is a transcript of the gene aff2, whose product is annotated as AF4/FMR2 family, member 2. The transcript has 13 exons. Gene Ontology annotation, molecular function: G-quadruplex RNA binding. Gene Ontology annotation, cellular component: nuclear speck; nucleus. The record is from RefSeq and is a predicted model, not a curated record. Gene Ontology annotation, biological process: regulation of RNA splicing. Lineage: Eukaryota; Metazoa; Chordata; Actinopteri; Cypriniformes; Cyprinidae. The coding region runs from base 1 to 2613 and encodes 870 amino acids.
AUGGUUCUCAUUGAGUUCCUGAGUCUCCCUGGAACCACACCACGAACCAGCGAACCAACCGGUCACUCCAGUGGUGCCUCGGGCAGCUCCAGCGAAUCAGAGAGCAGCUCAGAGUCUGACUCGGACAGCGAGAGCAGUUCCAGUGACAGUGAGUGCAACAGAGCGUCCCGCGCUGCCACACCAGAGCCUGAACCUCCAUCAACAAACAAGUGGCAACUAGAUAAGUGGCUAAACAAAGUUAAUCCUCACAAUAAAGCACUAAUUAACACCCAGUCAGACAGUCAUGGGCUUAACAGCUCUCAACCUGAUAAAAGCCAAUCCUCAGACAACCAGAACUCCAGCAAGAGCAAGCCCAGCACAACACUGGCACCAGCAGACCCCAAGGAGAGAACGUUGCUCAGUCCUAUCCGAGAGAAAGCCAAACCCAAGACUGGUCAGAAGGCUCCAGACAGCAAAAGCACCAAGGUAAAAUCACCAGCCUCAGUGGAGCUAGCACCCCCCAGGAGAAGCACUGGAAAGAAGCAGCCCAAAAAGGUGGAGCGAUCCUCCAGCAGCGAGGAGCACAACUGGCAAAGACCAGGAAAUUCAAGUUCUACCCCGAAAGAGAAAGAGCCCCCGCCUUUAGAACCACCAAAACCUAGAGCCAAGGGCCCUGGGGUCAAGACGGCUCCAAGAAAGGAACCUCGAACCACCACAACAAACACCGCACCAACGAAUAUCACACCAGUUCAGGAUAAAAAGAAGCACAGAGGACCAAACAAGAUCAUCCCCAAGUCUAAGGAGUUCAUCGAGACAGAGUCUUCUUCAUCCGAGUGUCAUUCGGACCCUGAAGAGCUCACUAAAGUUCAGCUUCCCUGUCCCGGUCCCAACACCCUAAGCCUGAAAUCCAAGGAUUGCAACAGCAAUAUCCUGAAUGUUAGUAGCCUUACCAGCACAAGCAGCACCUCUAUUCCUGAUCCAGGUGCCUCGGAUCUCCUAGAAGAGCCCCUCUUUUCUCCCAUCCCCAUUGUACAAAAUGAACUAUUGUCACCACUAAGAGAUUUUGAGGACAUCAAGUCCCUUUGGGUUAAGAUUGAACUCAGCUUCCUAUCGCGGAUCCCAGGGCAAGACGCCCCAGAGCCUCCCCCAACCAAGGCAGAGUGUCGGGAGGUCAGUGUAAAGCACAGACGGCAACAGUCACCUGCCUCUAUCCCUGCAGAAAAGAACCCUAGUAAAUCCAAGAGGAAACACAAGGCAAGUGUUCAAUGUUCUCACUCUCAUUUCAUGCACUAUAAUUAUAAAAUCAAGGGCUGCAAUUGCAAAAUAAUCAUUUGCAACUCUGAGCAGUGUGACGUGAUGAGUGGAGGCAAAAAGCUUCGGAUAGACAAAGACGCGCUGCUGCUUCCUCCUUGUAUCUCGCCCAUACACAACCACAAGGUCUCCAGCACAAAAGAUUCAUUGAAGAAGCAACCUCGCAAGCGGGAGGAUAAGCUGCUACCGCCUCUGCUGUCGCCGCUGUCCGAUGAGCCAGUGGGCCGCCCACGGAGGAGCAGCGAAUGCAGCUCCCUCAGUCAGGAGGGAAACACCUCCACCGUCCCAAUCACCCUCCCCUCCACCCGCACAAUACCUACCUCCACCUCUUCAUCAUCAUCCUCAUCACACAAACACCGCAAAGGAGCGAACAAAUCCUUGUCCCAUUCCAAGAACAGCACUGAGGAAGACAGUCACAGCAAGCCUUCCAGCAGUUUUCACAGCAAUGAUCAGUCGGAGCCAGACCUCUGGUCAAACACUUCAACCCUGUCCAUGGAGCAUAUGGAGCCCAGGAGACCUAAACUCACAUUUAAUAACACUUUCGGUAUGACUUUAAGAGCUUUGAAAAUGACCUCAGUCAUUUUUAUUUGCGGAAUUCUCUCAACCUUUAACGGCAAUUUUGCUUCACAGAUGGACAAGUUCGGCAAAGCUGUAAAUUAUGCAGACGGAGCGCUCUCAUUCAUCGAAUGCGGCAACGCCAUGGAACGAGACCCGUUGGAGGCCAAGUCACCAUACACAAUGUAUUCAGAAACCGUAGAGCUCAUCAGGUACGCAUUGAGAUUAAAGAACUUCACAAAUCAUUCUGCCACAAUAGCUGAGAAGAAGCUUGCUGUACUGUGCAAUCGCUGUUUGUCACUUCUGUACUUGCGAAUGUUCAAGCUGAAGAAAGAUCAUGCAAUGAAGUAUUCCCGCUCACUAAUGGAGUAUUUUAAGAAUUCUGCAAAAAGUUCCCAAGCACCUUCGCCAUGGGGAGCCAAUGGAAAGAGCACAGGUACCCCGUCUCCCAUGUCCCUGAGUUCAUCUCCUGUCAGUUCAGUCAGCAGCAGCACUGGAGUGAUGGGCUCUUCCUCUGCCUCUGGAAGUGUGGCCAUUCCCCAACGCAUCCACCACAUGGCAGCCAGUCAUGUCAACAUCACCAACAACAUCCUGCGUAGCUAUGAACACUGGGAAACUGCUGAAAAGCUGGCCCAGGAAAGUCAAGAGUUCUUUCUGGAGCUGGACUCAGUAAUGGAACCGUUGACGCAGCACAGCAGCAUGACAGAACUGGUGCACUACAUACGCCAAGGACUGCACUGGCUUCAGCUGGAGGCCAAUUUGUUAUAGUGGUGGCUCUUCCACUGUGCUCUUCCUUCCUUUCUGUCUUACUCGCUCUCACUCUCUUCCCCACCGUUCAUCACUACCUCCACCAUCUUUGCCAUCUACAACCCUCCGGAACCCUGAGGGAAGUCGACAGUUAACCACUAGCGAGCCUCAGAACUGUGAGUUAUUCCCUGGAGGGUGCCAUGUCCUCGUUCCAGCUUGAUUCCUGUAAGAGUGCGUCAAGAAAAACUGGGGAUGUCGUAGAAGGACGGAGCGCUGCUGCAUCGCAUCACAGCACUACAGGAGGCCAAAUUUAUGCAUCUGUUACAAGAACAGGAUCUGUGAUGGUAGCAGUGGGCAAGUUAACAAUGUUGUUGAACAAAAAUCCAGCUAGUAACCUCUGUGAUGUAGGCCAGGCAAAUCUAAUUCACUUUGUAAGGUAGGAUGAGCCAGAAACACACUUCACGCAAGUACACAAAGACAGGCGUGAAUGCGUAAUAAAUUCAAAUGAUAUCUUUAAACUUAACUAGAUGAUCAUCAAACUGUUACUACACUACAACACUAGUUAAACCAUAGGAAAAGUUUCCAGUCCUUCUGCUUGAGAGCAGGUUUGGUUUGGUUUACUCUAAUAGCCGCUAUAUCGCCCCCUGUGGCAUCGCUGAAUAUACACACAGGCUGCUGAAUUAUGAAUUGCGCUCUGACAGCUUUCAGAACACUACACAUGAAAUCCAACUCAUGUAGCUGACAUUCACGUACUUGCAUUAAGUAUAUUUCAGACCUUACCACUGCAAGACUGAGAUACAAAGGAAUUAGAGUGCCGAUAAAUGAGCUGUUAACAAUGCAUUCAUCUCAAACGCAUAUCUGGAGAUUCACACAUAUCCAUUUGAAAUUGUACUUAUCUGUCGAGGCUUUUGUGAUGACUGUAAGGGACGGGUACGGUAGUCAUCUAUUCUCUCAAACAUCACCGUCUUUCUAUUUUACUGUGGCACGGUGACAGCUGGCAUCAGUGUGAGCAGUAUGAUAGGCUCGUUGGCUUCGCUCCAAAGCUGCGUUCUCCGAGACAGGCAUCACGUCUUGUGUUCACAGCGUCAAAGGCUGAUGGGAGAUUUCCCUGUGCAAUUAACUUAUACAUAUGCACAUAUGACAGAUCGAUAUCUUCUAAAGGAGGUAUCAGAGAAUCUUAAAGAUUUCUUUACAAUAUGUACCAUAAUGACUGUGUUGUAUAUGACAGCUACUUUAACUGUUCGGUGUUUGUUCAAUCUUGCAUGUUAAUGCAGAGAGGUAGAGGUAGAACUGAGAGACAUCAGCGUAUUUCAUGAGCACUAUGAAGAAUCGAUGUGUUUUGUCCAUUUUUUUUUUUUUUUUUUUUUCGGAUGAA